Messenger RNA from Dentiscutata heterogama, 615 nucleotides. NCBI's taxonomy places the organism in Eukaryota, Fungi, Glomeromycota, Glomeromycetes, Diversisporales, Gigasporaceae. The record is from the annotation of a GenBank genome assembly.
AUGACCUGUGACAACUUGAGAAAUAAAUUUGAAGGAUAUUAUGAUGUUGAUGCGUGCCAUAACAAUAUAACCGAUAGAUGCCCACCAAAUCUUUGGGACCCAAAUAAUUUGUGUAAUGGCGGUUAUUAUUCUUGUGGACAUAGAACAAGUAUUAUGACUGCAUUCUGUUCUUUGUAUGCAUCUCAGGCUGUAAAACAGUAUUUGAAUGUUACAUAUACAAUAACUAAUGGAUCAGUUGUGAAUGCGAUUGCUGUUGCGGAUUUUGGCACGGAUAUUAAUGGAGAAAAUUCUGAUCGAACGAAUAUGAUUUUUGGAAAAACAAAUAUUAAAUGUUAUUAUAAUGUUGAGACUGGAAAAAGUCCCAUUCGUUUUUGGGAACAUCCGGUAAUAGAUGUUCUUAAACUUGGAAUGAUCAUUUAUAUUUUAUCAGGAUUUUUGAAUUUGAUUAUUCCUUUUUGCACGUAUACUAUUUAUACAGAAAAUGAUUUUGAAACCGAGAAAAGAAAAAAAAAUUCUAUAAUUGUUUAUCAAAGCUUUAGCAAAUAUUGUAUCGAUCCAAACUUUAUCGAAGAUUUGAAUGAACCACCACCAUAUGAUAGCAUAUUUAAGGUUUAA